AACAUUUAUCACCUCAUGAAGACGUGAAGACAUCACAGAAAGAGACGGAGGGGGAAGCCAUGCGCUGGACUGCAGUGGCCGCGUUACUUCUUGCAUUUCUCUCUGUGUCAGGGGUCAGGGGUCAGAACGGCUGGAGCGUGACCUACCCUCCCUCACAGAUCUGCGCCAUAAAAGGCUCAACGGUGGAUUUGCAAUGCAACUACACACAUCCAGACAGAGAGGGGGUUACGGUCAUAGAAGUUACAAACCGAAUAUGGUUCACCAAAGAACAACUUGCUGCUCCUGUGGAUCUGAAAGCUGACCCAGACUACGCAGGUCGUAUAGAGUAUAAAAAUGGCUGCGCCGUGGCUAUCAGGGACGUACGAGAGAGUGACGCUGCUGUCUACAAGUUCAGGUUCAUAACCAAUCACCCAAGUGGAAAAUACACCGGCUCGCCAGGGGUCACUUUGUCAGUCUCUGCCGUCGAGCUGCAGGUGGUCAAAUGGGAGCGCAGACCGAGCGGGACUCUGGCAGAGAUGACGUGCAAAAGCAAAUGUCUGCCUGACCGACAUCCUUACAUCUGGAUCAAGAACGGGCAGAACGUUUUGACGCAGACCUCCUCGCCUUUUUCACACACGUUUUCUUUUGCGGACCGCGUUUCGUGCGCCGCGGCAGGACACAGACAGUUCCCGUCUCCGGCAGUGUACAUGCCAAAUCUUCCCUCGGUGUCGCUGAGUUCCUCUGGUCACAUUGUGGAGGGCGACCCAACAACUCUAACUUGUUCCAGUGAUGCUAAUCCAGUAGCUACAUACAGCUGGUACAAGAAGGACGCUUCUGGUCCUCUCAGCAAAGACUCACAACUCGUCUUCACGUCUAUCCAGUCCUCUGACUCUGGAGAGUAUUACUGUAAAGCUGAGAACGUGCUGAGAAUAAGGACAUCUAAAGUCGUCUUUAUUGACGUAAAAUACGCGCCAAGACUUCUUUCUGUGGCAUUAAGACCCUCUGGUGAAGUAGUGAGGGGAACCUCAGUGGACCUGAUUUGUAGCAGUGAUGCUAAUCCGACAGCUAAGCACAUCUGGUACAAGAAGAACAAUUCUGAGCCUCUGAGCAACGACACACAACUGGUCUUUGAGUCUAUCCAGUCAUCCGACUCUGGAGAGUACUACUGCACAUCAGAGAAUAUGCUGAGCAAAGCGACAUCUGAAGGCAUGCUUAUUGAUGUGAAAUAUCCGCCGAGCUUCCCCGUUGUUUCACAUAGUUUUCCAGGUGAAGUAGUGGAGGGAAACUCGGUGACUUUGACUUGUAGCGCUGAUGCUAAUCCAGGAGCUAAUUACACAUGGCACAAGGAGCACGAAGCCAAUCCUCUCAGCAAAGGCCCAAAACUUGUUUUCAAGUCUGUUCAGUCGUCUGAUUCUGGAAAAUAUUUCUGCAUGGCUGAGAACGUUCUCAACAGGACGACUUCGGACGGCUUCUUGAUUGACGUGGAAUAUGCUCCAAAGCUUCCCUUGGUCUCGUUGAGUCCGUCUGGUGAGGUCAUGGAGGGCAUUUCACUGACGCUCAGCUGCAUCAGUGAUUCAAACCCCGCCGCUAAUUACACCUGGUUCAAAGAAAAUGAGAAAACGCCACAAAGUUCAGGACAAAAUCUCACCAUCACAAAUAUUGGCCGACAGCAUAGUGGCCUUUACUACUGCGAAGCUCACAACAGCAGAGGGAGUCACAAAUCUGCCAUACAUCUUACUGUUGCUGCAAGGUACAGAAACAUGAUGUUCAAGAUAAUGAACAUCAUAAGGUUGGCUGUAGCUGCACUGCUGCUGCUGAUUCUUCUGUUUGCUUCUUCUCUUUGGACGAGAAAGAAGAAACCAACUGAAUCGAAGGAACAUGUCGAGAACAUAGAGCUGGACUUGUGUAAUGAAUAUGAGAACAUCUCGACCUUGAGAGCCUUUGUUGCAUCGCAGGAGGAGAGAGAAGCAAACCAACCCAACGUGAAACCAAGUGAAGUCACGACUUUAUGGGUAGAUGGACAGGAAUGAGAUCUUAACCAAAACGAUGACAUCUGGUGGCAGAAAUAAACAUUUUCAAACAGUGGCUAUAUUUUUAUAUUUUAUGCCUUGUGUUGGCUACUUUGUAAAUGUAGCUGGGUAAAGUCAAGUUACUAGUUUAAUAGUGGUGUACCUUCCAAUUACUUAAAACCUAAUUAUAUUUAGACAUUUUAAUUACUGUUUAACACAUUUAAAUCUCUGGUAGCGGCUGAAGGGCAAACGGCCUGCGAUCUAGAGGCAAGUGAAGUAACACGGUGUGGUGCUGUCAAGCAAAUUGGACAAUGUGGAUUCAAUGCUUUCAAAAAGUAAUUUCAUUUUUGCGUUAUUGUGAUGUUUCAUCCUCUACAUAAAAUGUUUUUCUCCUAAAUACAUUUCAUGUAGUACAUGGCCACCCAGUGUGAGUGCUGCAUAAGAACAAUGAAAUAAAAUCUGUAAAUAAAUACAGAUUGUGACACUGUGGAGGUGAGACCACAUGUAGAAAUGUUCAGAUGUUUAUAGCAGGUGUCUAACAAAAAUAUCCAUGUCGAUCCGUCCUGCCUGAAACAUGCAGACCGGAGUUACGUCAUUUUGAGAAUCAGCUGGUCCAGCUGUCCUUCCUGUAUAAGUUUUUUGUUUCUGUGUUUAAAGUGCCGUAUUUUCCGGACUAUAGAGCGCACCUCACUAUAAACCGCACCCACAAAGUUCUUUAAAGAAAACUGGAAACGUACAUAUAUAAGCCGCACCGGGCUAUAAGCCGCUGGUAUCGCCGCCGCUCUCGGUUUUCCACCUUAAUAAAUCUGCUAUUAAGGAUCCAGCCCACCGUCUCCAACGCUGAACCAUGGAUUCGUUCACGCCGAGCUUAGCGGCUAUCGAUCUGUACUGCCAGAUCGAUCGCUUUCAACUUAAAAGUUGGAUCAUAUUCUUCGUGUCGUUUCCAUGAUGAGUUUGAAAACAUUUCUCCGUCGUACCCGCUGCUAGCCUGUGCUUGUUCUAAAUGAAAAUCAGCGCUUUCUACUUUGAUUUUCAAUGUUGACUUCCAAUGAUUCACUUCCUGCUAAAGCGCCCCCUGGUGGCUGAAGAAAAGACGCACCGAGCUUUAAGCCACAUGGUUCAAAGCGAGGGAAACAAGUAGCGGCUCAUGAAAAUACGGUAAAAGUUGCCUGAGUUGGAUCUGUAGUUUAUAACAUAAUGACUGUUAGCUGCACAAGCUACACUGCUCUACUGUGAACAAGAGAGAAAUGUUGCUCAGUAGAUUCAUUUCCACUGACCAAAUAAUGACGGGAUUUGACGUUUUGAAAAUACAUUUGCUCAAAGGAAACACGGCAAUUUUGAAAAAAUGACUCUUGUUUUAUGAUCAAAGGUUUUGGCACCUAGGAUGAGGUGUUGUUUUUUUCUUCAAAAUUGGUUUAUUUCACAAAAAUGUAAUGGAAACUUUUUCUUUUUGCAACAAAACAGUCACAUGAUCAACAGCCACUGGCGCAAAUGACAAAGAAGAAAACAACAGGAAGUGGUAGAAGGAUGAUGGUUUUUAACUCGUGACCAAAAUUAUUCGCACGUGAUUUGAAUUAAGUUUCUUAUUUGAUGGAAACACCGCAAUUACAAAGUUGUGUUUUUUCGACAUUAGUAGAAUAUUGACGACGUUUUGUGUCCAUUUGCAGCUGGUGUCUGACAUGAAUCAUGAUGUUUUGUCCAUCUAAUGUUGCAGCAUUUGUGAACAAUCAGGAUUUUAUAUGUGAAUGUUGAUGGGUGUGUUCACUGACAAACUUGAUUUACCAUAUUUGGUCAUUUAUUUUGUGUUGUAACUGCAGUCAGGGCUCUGAUUUUGAUUGUGUGUCAUAAAGAUAUUAAAACUA
This is a messenger RNA of Xiphophorus couchianus (Monterrey platyfish), 3850 nucleotides long. RefSeq names its product B-cell receptor CD22-like. The record is from RefSeq and is a predicted model, not a curated record. Lineage: Eukaryota; Metazoa; Chordata; Actinopteri; Cyprinodontiformes; Poeciliidae. The transcript is spliced from 10 exons. Bases 60 to 2009 code for a protein of 649 amino acids.